GAAAAUAUAUCUGGGAAAAUCGCGAAGGACUCUCGCUCUGUUCCAACACUCCCCUUGUGUCAACUGUCAAUUCGCGGUUCAUACUUAUGUUCGUACGCGGAAUAUUUGACAAGCUAGUGACUCCGAUGUUAAAUAUUUGUAAAUCGCGUAUCCGCACUUCGUUUACGCAUACAUGGCAUAGGAGCGUCGUACCGUGUAUUUGAAAGAGUGUUAUAUACGUAAAGCAGUAUAUCUUUCCUUCUAUUAUACAGCAGCCCAGCUACGGCGCAUUUUCCAGUGUUCUUGACUGUCUGCAUCUAUCGACGUACGAGGCAAAUGUCAGCCGUCGACUUUUCGUAAAAAUAUACAAGAUCCGAAAGCUCGUUAGCGAAAUAAUGGAAGCGCAAGUACAGUACAAAGGUACUGCAACUCCGGUCAGAGAUGUCAGCAAGAAUCAGACACCACCUACACUUCUUUCAAGCUUAAGAAGCGUACUUUUUGUAAUUGGAACGGUUCUUGUAGGAUUUGCUGCUGUUUGCAACUCACUUACUUGGCACUUGCAGAGGUUUUGGGGAGCCUCAGGUGAUUUCUGGCAAGCUCAAUGGGACAAAAUCUUGGAUACCAUUGGAGAAGAUCCUGUGAAUUUAUGGGUUUUCGGGUCCAUGGGACUGACGUUGGUGGUCUACUGGCUGGUCGGUGGAAUUUACACCCUUCUAGAUAUCACUAAUCGUCCAGCUGCGUUAAGGCGUUAUAAAAUUCAACCAGGCACCAACGAGCCGGUUGACACCCGAGAACUGUGCAAAGUUAUAGCUCAGGUUCUAUUUAACCAGAUUGUUGUUGGCUUGCCGUUUGCGUAUUUGACCUUCAAGCUAACAAAAUGGCGAGGAUAUCCAGAUAUGAGAGAACUGCCAACCUUCCACUGGGUACUGGCAGAAAUUGCCAUACACAUUUUGUGCGAAGAGAUAGGAUUUUAUUAUUCUCACAGACUACUUCAUAGCCGUUACUUGUACAAGCACAUUCACAAACAACAUCAUCAAUGGACAGCCCCGAUAGCGGUGACUGCUCUUUACUGCCACCCACUGGAGCAUAUUGGGUCUAAUCUAAUUCCACCGUUCUUGGGAGUUUUUAUCGUAGGCUCCCAUGUUGCAACUGCUUGGCUUUGGUUUUCUUUGGCCAUACUGUCAACUCUCAAUGCUCACUCUGGCUACCAUUUACCAUUCUUCCCAUCGCCGGAGGCCCACGAUUUCCACCACUUGAAGUUCAACCAAUGCUUCGGCGUUCUUGGAGUAUUGGAUCGUUUGCAUGGCACAGACACCCAGUUCCGUGAUUCAAGAGCUUACGCUCGACAUGUAAUGAUGCUUAGUCUGACCCCACCACGAGAGGCCUUUCCCGAUCAAGCAAAGUACAAAUCUAAGUAGUUUGUACUGUGUACCACACAAUGUCUCGACUUUGGCAGUGGCGAUUCUGUCAUUACUUUGAUAGAAGGGCAAUUUCAUUGAUUAGAUUUUACCGUUAUAUAUAUAUAUUAUAUUUUUCAAACACAUCUUGUUGUUCACACUUUAUCGAAUGUACUGAUAAGAGUUGGUGACAGGGCCCACAAUUUUGUCUCAUAAUAUUUCGAUUCUCCCUGUUCUUUCCCGGAACACGGGUAAACGUUUCAAUAACACUGACAGAAACCGAAUAAAGCUGAUUUAAAACAAUUGCUUUUGACAACAAGGUAUUGUCGUUUGAAGAAGAUUCAUUGAAAGAAAUUAUACGGAUUUAUAUAUACUCCCUUUAAUGGGAAGAUGAUCUAGCUACGAAUGAAAACUCGUUGGUUCUGAUCAGACUCUAUCCACUUUGUUGCCUUUAGGACAUAUUACCCAUCUAUGCAGCAGCCCGCUGUGCUGUUCUUUCGUUAAACGGAGUAGAGUUGAUAUACUUUAGUUAAAAUAUACAUCUGUCACUAUACUUCUAUAAUGUGAAAUGACGUACCUAUAUAUGCAAUUUAAAAACACAGCGUAUAAAAUAAUUGCAAAAUACGUGUCUGUAAGAUAGUGAAGCACAUGUGAUAUAUACUGUGUACAUAUGUGCGUAUAUACAUGUACUGUGUAUAUACACGUGUGUGUGUGUAUAGAUGAUAAUCCUAUAAUUAAUUUUAUUUUACUCUCAUAAUGAUGCUGAGUGUCUAACUCGCUAUUUAAAUACGCCACAUCGAUUUACUACUCACACGUAAUUCCUUUCACCGCGAUUGUAUUAGUCAAUUAUUGGUAUAGAUAUUAUGCAAAUUAAUCUCAUUAUCAGACUUAUACGAAAAUCUUAUAAUAAUGACGAUGCACAAGAAAAAGAUAUGAUUUAUUCGUGAUUAUGCCUGGCACUGCACAGUUCUAUUCUUCAACACAUCUACCUGUAUGUAUAAUGAUAAUUUUUGAAUGAAAACGAUUUCUAUGAAUUCAUUGUAUUGUCUAAUAUUUGUUCUAAUAAGUAAUGAAUGGAGUAUGGACGGAUCAUGGAACAAUAAGAUUACAUAAUGUAUUGAACUUUGAACGUUAUUGUCCCCUUUACUGCUGUGUACAAACCAUAGGUAGAAACGGCGCUUUUUUUUAUCUUAUAACUAGUAUUAGUUUCAAAAUUAUACAAUUUUCACAAAACGUAAUAGAACUGCAAUGAUAACUUCACUACUCUCAAAAGCAAUGUAAUAUUGCUCCCAAUAG
Messenger RNA from Diprion similis, 2672 nucleotides. RefSeq names its product fatty acid hydroxylase domain-containing protein 2. Bases 375 to 1397 code for a protein of 340 amino acids. Lineage: Eukaryota; Metazoa; Arthropoda; Insecta; Hymenoptera; Diprionidae. The transcript is spliced from 6 exons. The record is from RefSeq and is a predicted model, not a curated record. Gene Ontology annotation, biological process: sterol biosynthetic process. Gene Ontology annotation, molecular function: C-4 methylsterol oxidase activity; iron ion binding.